AUGGCGAGGGAGGACAGGAAGCGGAGGCAGCCUGACGGCGAUGAGGCGGCGGACGAGGGCGAGAGGCGGGGGCGGAGGGACAAGAGGCCCAAGGAGGAGAAGCCGGCGCCGCCGCUGCCCUCGGAGAUCAGGAACAAGGAGAAGCGCAGCGAGGUGUACGCCAAGCUCAAGCGCGAGAAGAAGGCCCAGAAGCGCAGGCUCGGCCGCGAGCGCGGCCAGGCCGCCCAGCGUGCCGCCGAGCUUGGCGAGGAGGUGCCGGAGAAGCAGGUCCCCCGGACGAUCGAGAACACCAGGGAGCCUGACGAGACCGUCUGCCGUCCUGACGACCAGGAGCUGUUUGCAGGGAAUGAUGCUGAUGAAUUCAAUGCAGUGCUUAAACAAGUAGUAACCCCGAAAGUAUUGAUUACCACAUGCCGCUUCAAUUCAGGGAGGGGACCUGCUUUUAUUAAGGAGUUAAUGCAAGUGAUUCCAAAUGCUCAAUAUGUUAAUAGAGGAACUUAUGACCUGAAGAAAAUUGUGGAAUAUGCAAAUAACAGAGAGUUCACUUCAGUCAUGGUCGUCCACACAAAUCGACGGGAACCUGAUGCACUGCUGAUCAUCAACCUACCUGAGGGCCCUACUGCACAUUUUAAGCUAUCCAAGCUCGUUCUGCGGAAGGAUAUAAAGAACCAUGGGAACCCUACAAGUCAUAAGCCAGAGUUGGUGUUGAACAAUUUUACUACGCGCCUUGGUCACCGUGUUGGGAGGAUGAUACAAUCUCUUUUCCCUCAAGACCCAAAUUUCCGUGGCCGCCGAGUUGUGACCUUCCACAAUCAGCGAGACUAUAUAUUUUUCCGUCAUCACAGGUACAUCUUUGAGGAGAAAGAAAAGAAGAUCGUUUCAAAGGACAAGAAAUCGAAGGGUGAAACGAAAACUGAGAAGCAAAUAAACUGCCGCCUUCAGGAAUGCGGCCCUCGGUUCACCCUGAAGCUGCUCACAUUGCAACACGGGACCUUCGACACCAAAAGCGGGGAGUACGAGUGGGUUCACAAGCCCGACCUGGACACGAGCAGGAGAAGGUUUUUCCUGUGA
Molecule: messenger RNA, 1071 nt
Organism: Triticum turgidum subsp. durum (durum wheat)
Lineage: Eukaryota; Viridiplantae; Streptophyta; Magnoliopsida; Poales; Poaceae
Source: the annotation of a GenBank genome assembly